GUUAAACAUACUAAAAUUUGUGCUCUCGUGAUAACUUCGAAGAUCGUGACUAUUUAGCUUGUAUAAAAAUGGAAGUUUGUACAUUUCCAAAUAUAUCAGAAUUUGAAAAUUCUACGUUUUCACAAUUUCAGAAACUUAGCGCGAAUAGAACCCCGAUAUUAACACCGUACAGUUUUGAACUUGUAGAUUGGGAGAGUUGGGGAGAUUCCAUGGGGGAAAAUUGGAUUUUACCAAUUCCCACGGGAAUUUUGUAUUUGGCGACGAUUUUUACGGUUAAAAAGAUCAUGAUGAGAAGGAAAGGAUUUGAUUUGAGUGGCGAAUUAUUCCUCUGGAAUGCAGGACUCGGUCUCUUUUCACUUAUUGGAUUUGUGAGAACGGUUCCAGAAUUAGUCGUGAGAAUUUGGGAGGAUGGAUUUCAAAAUUCGAUAUGUGUCGGGAAUCAGUUCAGUGCUCCCUUCGCCUUCUGGAUAUUUCUAUUCACAUAUUCAAAAUUUGUCGAACUAGGUGACACAAUGUUCAUCGUACUGAGAAAGAAGCCGCUUUUGUUUCUUCAGUGGUACCAUCACAUCGUUACGUUAACGUACUGCUGGCUGAUUGUCCCAUUCUUUGAACCGGUGGGGGCAUACUUUGCCGUGAUGAAUUAUGGUGUGCACAGCUUGAUGUACCCUUAUUUUGCGGUGAAAGCAUUGGGCUGGAAUGCACCCCGCUGGUUGGCAAAUAUUAUCACGACGGCGCAAUUGUUACAAAUGUGGGCGGGAUUUUUCCUAAAUUUCUACUCCGUCUUUUUAACAUGGCGAGGAAUACCAUGCUAUCGGGCUCCGCUAAGUAUUUACGCCGGUUUUGUAGUCUAUGGAAGUUUCAUUUUUGUCUUCACGCUAUUGUUUAGAGAAGUCGUGUCAAAAUCGAGGAAAAUACCAGUAAUGAAGAGUAAAUCGAUGUAAGUAAUUAUCUAACUAAUGACUUAUUAAAUUACAUAAAUAAUGUAGAAAAUAUUGAAUAUUUAAUUCUUUGUGUAUAAAUUAUCAAAAGCUCAUAAAACGUCAAAAUUUUGCUGAAACAUAAAAUUAGUUGAUCACAUAGAUUUAUAAAUCGUGAACACUUCGAAAAUAUGGAAAGUCAGCAACAGUGGAGACCCUAUUUAAUGCAAUAUGAAUUACAGAAAUACUGGUUUAAAAGUUUCGCACUGUUCAAGGCAUCCUGCGAUAUACCCAAACAAUGACUUCGAAAAUCUGAUCCAAACUACUGUAUAUGAAUGCCUUGCCCAUUUAUAUCUUGCACUAUGCUCUUAAAAAUAAUGUUUCCCUUAAACGAACUUAUGUAUUACAAAAUUGAAUAAUGAAUUUAUGUAUAUUCGGUCAACAUUGAUAGUGAAUUUACCAACAUACCUUGUGGCAGUUAAGUAAAUUUUCAUUAGUGUAAAUACUCUCGGUUUUAUAUACUAAAAAUUUUUACACCACUGAGUAGCUCGCCGUCAUCAAAGUUAGCGACAUGGUUUGAGUAAGACAGAAGUUCUGGAUGGUGAGUGGCGUUCUUCGAUCAAUGAAAUUGUUCGAACCCAAUUUAAUCUUAAGGGGGCGACAUGCCCCCAGCUUUCGUUUGAUAAAGGCCCUCUCGACCUUAGUGAUUUUCAGUCUCCAUCUUUUCACAGAGGUCAGCAGCCGAGCUGAAUUGACAUUGACGCGCGAUGCCAUCGUAACAAUUAAAAUAUUGAUCAAUCCAGAAUUGACAAAGAUCAUGGGAAACAGGAGAAAUUGUGGCAUUUCAAUCAUUCCGUGGAGAUGGAUUGACGAAUAUAAUCCAAGCACUUGAGCUAUCGGAACCCCGAGAAGAAUUGUGGGUACGAGACGAUUUUGCAGAACGGCGUUGAAAGAUUUCUCCAAUACUUGGAAGCUAUGGUAAAUUCGAAUCCAUUCCUGAAGGUGAUGAAACGUCGAAAUUUUACUGAAACAUAAAAUAAAUUAACUAAUGAGAUAUGCAAUUGCUUGGCCCCUUUGGAAAUAUGGGAAAUGUAGCAAUAAUUCUAAUCGUCAUGUAAUACAAAUUUUGGAACAAGUAGUGUUGCAAUAAUCCCUUAAAAAAUAGACAUUGCGCAAAUUGGCUUUGAUUUGUUGAAGAUUGAUCGUUUAUGCAAGGUCUUUGCAAACUUAGACGGUUAACUUUGCAGAUUUAGUCACAACCUUGUAUAUAUAUUUGCUGGGCCGUUAGUGUUAGGGUUGGUUAUCCGAUCCGACAGAUCAGGUAAUAGCUACUCGGAUCGACCUACCCUAAUUAGUGUUGACAUGAUUAUACCUGUCAAUUUCUUUGAGAUACAUCAGGAAGCAGAACGUCCCCAUGAAAAAUGUUGAUAUGACGAGGGCAGAACAUGAGUAGAGUGAGUGGAACAUAAUCCAAGCUUCGAAAAUGUGAACUGCUCCGGUCAACUUAUAACCACGCAACGCUUCACAGUUGGAAAACAUGGAUAAGAUGAAGGGCGGCGAGCAAGGCAGCAAAGUCAAGAAGAAAAACACACCAAACGCUACGCUUGUCUGGGAGGCUUCCAUUACGUGGAUAAAAAUUACCAUAACUUUUACCUUGAGGGACUCUGGACCUGUCAACAUUCCUGAAAUUCAUAGGACAUAUGUAUUUUUAAAUUAAGUGAUAUAAAAAUCUAUAAAAAUGACUGCUGAAAUAAUAGGGAGCUUUACUAGCGAAAUUUGUUAACUAAUCAGAAAUGCACCAUUACGGAUCAUGGUACCCGUUUGAAAGGAAAUGUACCCGGACUUCUUUAUUGAGAAAACAAGACAAAUGAAGGGAAUCAGACGCCGCUUAACGCAUUGAUCCAGGUUGACGCCGGAGGUCAUGAUUCCUUCCAUUGUAUGGGGCUUGAAAUUGCGACCAUUUUCGCCCAUGGCCAACCAAACCAAGCAUUUUGUGCGUUAUUUCGCUUUUGGAAUAGUUCUUUCGUCGCAUUUCACUUCAAUACAAGUUCUUGCAUAGAAAUAUUGCGAAAUUGAUACAUCAAAUUUGUCGGAUAUGAGAUAGUUCUCGUCGUUAAUAACCGAAAAUUUCGAUCUUGAUUUCUUGUAAAUUUCCUGUACCCCUGUUUUGGCUUGCUGUUUUUUAUCCUUAUACACUUUUGAGCUUUCUGUUUUUCUUGAAAUCUUAUCCCUAUUUAAUGUACUUUAAUUUUCCUAAACGUUGUGGUGCGUACCCUGACCGUGUGGAAGCGGUUGGGUACGGAACGGAUGGGUUCCGUUUGCACAGCCGUUUGCACAGCUUCCAAGGUUUUGAGGGUCGUCCGAGAUACCAAGCUUCCGAUAAUAUUUGUGAAAGUUGCAGUUUUAUCUACUUCAGACCUUUGCAAUACAUCGUAAAUAGUUGAUUUUUGGUGACCUUGGCUUCCAAAAUUUUAGCAGAGUUUUUCCUUGUUACAGUCGAACGAGAUUUUCAUAGCAGUGAAAAAAACGAGUUAUGAGUUCCUGUUUUUCGACUCAUGCCAUUUUGCUCAAACUGACUUGUCAGAUUAUUGAUAUACGAUUAUGAUUACUAUUUUGGUUUGUACUUACGAGAACAUAUAUAGGAUUAAAUUAUUCGUACGAUUUCGUACCGAAUUAAUUGAAUUUAUGAAAUUCUGAGAACUUAGUAAAAACACCAUAUUUUGGGGUUGUUUCCAUGGAUUUCUGUAAUUUCUCUUGCAGAAUUACUUUGUGAAAUAAGGACAUGUUCAAUUGCUGGGUAAAUUUGCGAAAAAAAAAUCCCAUGGUUUUCCUGCAAAUUUUUUGAGAAAUCUCACAUAUCUCGCAAAACUUUGCAAGUUAUGUUUCUAUUCUCAAUUUGCGAGAUAUGCGAGAUAUGCGAAGGUUGACGUGAGUACGCUCAUUAUAAAAACGUUAAGAAAAAAGUGUAUACCUUUUCGUUGUAAAUAACGCUCGAAAUCCAUCAUCGAGUUCAUAACUUGGAUGGUUCCAUUAUCAAGAUUGUAAUUCCAUCGAAUUAUUGCACAAACUAAAUGCAUUAAGAAAAAUACUAAACCCUGAAACUUUCCGGUGACCGAGAUCGGCCCAAAAGCUAAAUUUAUACCCAUGGAAAAUGUGUAACACGCGGAUAAAAUGCAUUGAACUCGAAAAACUUUAAUUUGAAGGAUUGACUUGCUACUGAUAAAUUUUUUCGAGGUUUUAUCAAAAUCGAAUGGAAUGCAGUAAAGGAAUUUGCAUUGACGGAAACGAUUCUUGAUCACGGGGAGAAAUGAGCUUGUAAACAUGGCAGAGAGGAUUGAAUAUUGAUGUCUUUUAAAAUUUCGAAAACUGUUAGAAAUUUGGUGCGAAAUAAAUUCCGGAGAUAAAUAAAUAUCCUGUAAGUUAAAACAUACUGGUCAAACGUAGACGGCACAAGGAUUUAAUUGCCCGAUGAGAAAUUACCCAUUAAUUUUUAAUCAUUGUCCGUUAAAAAGAUUGAUGUUAAUUAAGUUGGUAUUGAUUCAUAUAUGAAUCACCGUUAUAACUUCUUGCGUAUUUGUGUUAUCUUACCAAUUAAAAGAGCAGACAAUGCACUCUUAAAAAUAGUGUUACCUUUUUGAAAGGAAAUGUGCUAUUAAUUUGAUAUUAAGUAAACUACACUAAAUCAAAAUUUACGCUAGCUCGAUAAAGAACAAAGGUUACACUGGAUUUUUCACAGUUAACUUAAUACAAAAUUUUGACAGCUUACUUGUAAACGGGGGAUAACUUUACUUUUAAAAGUGAUAUCUACAGCAUAGGUAAUCAAACUAAUGUGUUCCUGCGACAAUCAAGAAGAUAAAUGAAGCCAAUCAAAAUAAUUUACUACUUGUGAAUUAAUUAUUUAUGGAUCUCCCAAUGACACGUGCCUCCAUCGGUAAAAUCAUUAUUUGGAAUAAUCAUACUACAAUUUUUAUAUCUUUUUACUGCAAACCACGUAUUCAUUUUACCACUCUUUUUUGAUAAAGUGGCGAUUUUACGGAUGAGCUUCAAAUUUGACGACAUGAAGUAUAAAAUGUUCCGCUAAUUAGACCGUAACAUAAAUAUGGACAAAAAUUUCCAAUUUUUUAUUUUUUGUAACUGUUAAAUAUUGACC
Messenger RNA from Folsomia candida, 5067 nucleotides. Its product is annotated as elongation of very long chain fatty acids protein 6. Lineage: Eukaryota; Metazoa; Arthropoda; Collembola; Entomobryomorpha; Isotomidae. The record is from RefSeq and is a predicted model, not a curated record. Gene Ontology annotation, molecular function: fatty acid elongase activity. Gene Ontology annotation, cellular component: endoplasmic reticulum membrane. Bases 69 to 941 code for a protein of 290 amino acids. Gene Ontology annotation, biological process: fatty acid elongation, polyunsaturated fatty acid; fatty acid elongation, saturated fatty acid; very long-chain fatty acid biosynthetic process. The transcript is spliced from 6 exons.